Molecule: messenger RNA, 3057 nt
Organism: Fulvia fulva
Lineage: Eukaryota; Fungi; Ascomycota; Dothideomycetes; Mycosphaerellales; Mycosphaerellaceae
Exons: 2
Coding region: 1-3057 (1018 amino acids)
Source: RefSeq, a predicted model, not a curated record
AUGCCCACUCUCAAGCAGAUCACCUGCUGCAUACAGCUGGGCCCGAGCGACACCAAGCUGAAAGAAUAUGGCCACCGCUUCACGGACGGCGGGGUCGAGGCCUUCAUCGCAGUGCCCGAUACGAAGGUGCCCUUCAAUGUACGCGUGAGGAGCAGUGGCUACAUUGCGCCUGGGCUGGCCGCCUAUGUGUUCAUCGACGGCCAGUAUCAGUGCAACCGCAAUCGGCAAAACCUCCAGCUACCAGCACCGGGCAUGGGCACGCGCGACUAUGAAGUGGAUUUCAGACUGCGACAGAAGGAGGAGAAAACAGCUGAAGGCAGCUUCGUGGCUCGAGAGUGGACGUUCGCGGAGCUGAAGACUGGCAACGCCGACCAGGCGCCCGAUACGAACCCUGCCUUUGCGAAGAACGUCGGCACUAUCGAGGUGGUCAUCCUCCGAUGUAAGGGAGACGCUUUGCAUGGCCCUGCAGAGACGGUAAUUGAUGGUGGCGACGAGACCGGAUUCGCCGCAACAUCUCGAGCGCCAUCUGUAGCGCAUUCGGCCCCUGCAGCGAAGGCGAGGGAUUCUGCCAGGCCAGCACCAAAGGCGCCGGCAAAGGAGCCUUCAGUAGCAGCCGACGAUGGACUUGGUGGUGGUAUGUUUGGUCUCUUCGACGGCGCUGGCGACGAUCCAGACUACAGGCGCCACAUGCCUGGUCGCUAUGAUCAUCGCUCCCCCUUGCCACGCUACCGUCAAGAUCUUCGCAAUGACAAUCGCUACUCACCGCGGCCAUUCACGGUUCACGGCGAUUCUGGCGAUCGCAAUGCAGGAGAUGUGCGAGCCCAUGCGUACGAUGUUCGACCAAGAACUGCCAACGACCAUUACGCACUUCCUGUUACACCACACGCAGGGUAUGACUUCCAACAGCGCCGUCGAUUUGUCCCACAUACAGUCCAACAGUCACCAACGCAGCGGCAUGAAAAUCGUCCUUUACACAAUGCGUAUACUCCUCGAGCUCCACCCUCGUCUCUUCUGCCACGCGUCAGUGCUCCCGAAGGCUUCAGCUUCGUACUGGAAACUUGCAAAGAAAUGGACGGCCUUUACCGUCUGAGCUUCGGUGAGAGGGAGAAGUGUGCAGAGCUAGCCCAAGAGGCACACGCAUGGGAAAAUGAUCCGGAGAUGUAUCUAAGCGCCAUGAAGGCUCUUCGACACAAGCAGCAAGAACUGGGAAAGGCCGACGAACAGCUCACUGCAAUGCGCCAGGCUAUCUACGCACGCAUGCGCAGAAUGGACCCAAAAACCUGGCAGUACACGAGAGAUUUCUUGGUUCUGGAAGCUCGACUCUUUGGUCCCAACGACCCGCACAUGCAACAAUGGCCUGACCCGAGACUACAGCAACAUCUACAAUCGCCUGAGCUUGGAACGACCCGAACGAGCGGUGCUAUAGAUGACCGUACAGGCCACAACCCUAGAUCUAACGACGGCUGGGAGGAACAAGGACAUGGCGAGACGAACGGCGGGCUACAACAGAAGCAGAUGAGGAAGCAGUCAGGUGCCCACAGUGCCAGAUCUUCUAUCCAGAAGCCGGCGGGAGAUGGAUGGGGUGCUAGCUCCCAGAAAGGAGGUGGCAAUUGGGCCACCGACGAUGUCGACAAUCAAGCCAAUGACGGCGGAGCAGGUGAUGCUUGGGGUGGCGCAGCCGGUGGAAAUGACGACCAGAACAAAGAUGACAGCAAGAGUGAGUCCAAAAAGGACGGAACCGGCGCCUGGGGAGCGAACGACAACGGACAGUCUAACAACGAGGGAGAUAACGGCUGGGGCGCGAACAACGACAAGAACGAUUCGAAGCAGGAUGGAGGCGAUUGGGGCGGUGGAGGAGAUAACAACGACACCAGAUCGAAGACGGCGGGCUGGCACAACAAUGAUGGUGCUGGGUCCCAUAAAAGCCGAAGCCAGAACAAUGAUGCAUGGGCCCAAAGUACCAAGGACAACAAAAGCCAGACGGCGAAAAGUAAGAUUGAUAGCUGGGCGAAAGGCAACCAGAAAUCUCAAUCAGCCGCCUGGGGCAAUCAGAGUCAGGCCAAGACGCAACAAGGCGGUAACGGCGGUUGGAAUCAAGUCGGUGCUGGUGAGGGACAAGCCCGAUCCCACGCAUCAAGCAGACGUCCAGCUCGAACCACCACAUCCGUCGCUCUCGAGCCUGUAAUCAAGCCAUACUGGGCAGACUGGGAUAAGCCACAACAGGGCACAAGUCGACCAAGGCCGCAACCGCGCGACCCGUACGAAUAUCCGCCACCAGCAACCGUCUUAGCACCAUCGGGCAGAGCGAGAGACCUGAGUCAUGGCGUGCAAGCAGGAAGAGGCGCCGACUAUGCCCAUAAGACUUUCCGGCCAGAGUAUCUCGACACUAUGGACAAGCCCUACGCCAUUUUCACUUUCAAGUACAGGAGCCAGUCCACACUGGAGAAACUUUUGAGGCGUAAGAUCGACACCAGUGACACUAAGCGGGCGGUCGACGAGGCAGAGAAGGAAAAGUUGAUGCGAUUGCCAAAGGAUGAGCUCGUGCAGGAGAUGCUCAAGAUGAGACUCAAGCCGUCCAGUUCGGGUACCAAGCCAGCCUCAGCACCAACUGCACCAUCAAACACUGGCUGGGGUGUAAAGGCGCCAUCUCAGGCCAAUUGGGGUGGUGACCAGCAGAGGGAUGAUGUCAAGCCAAGCGACUCUGUCAGUAACCACACAUCGGUGAAGCGCGGCGAUGGUGGCGGUGGCGUCUGGGCCGCUGCAAAGUCCAAAGCAAAUGACGGUGGCUGGGAUUCGGGGAAGAACGACAAUGGCGGCGAUGCUUGGAACCAACACGACAAGCAGAGUAGGAAGAACGAAGCUAAGAAGCAGAAAAGCAAAGUCAGUGCUUGGGAUGCUGCUCCGGCCGCAGGUGAAAAUGAUCAGUGGGCGGCGAAUGGUGCUGGCAAAGACAAGGCCAGCAGCAGGUCCGAGUCACACUUCGCUCCUGAUGAUCCAGGCUUGCAGACUGCUGGUGAUGGGAAGCUAUCACAAGGCUGGGCCGAUGCUGGUUGGUGA